Pyrgilauda ruficollis (rufous-necked snowfinch) is the source of this 596-nucleotide messenger RNA. RefSeq names its product lipocalin-15-like. Gene Ontology annotation, molecular function: small molecule binding. The transcript has 6 exons. Lineage: Eukaryota; Metazoa; Chordata; Aves; Passeriformes; Passeridae. Bases 82 to 471 code for a protein of 129 amino acids. The record is from RefSeq and is a predicted model, not a curated record.
UCCACUGGUGACGCCCUGCUGCAGUUUGCAGGGGUGUGGCAUGUCACAGCCAUUGCUUCCAACUGCUCCAUCUUCCUGAAGAUGAAGGAUGGGAUGAAGUCAUCCGUGGCCAUCAUCAGCUUCACACCAGAAGGGGACCUGGCCAUGAAGUUGGUCUGGCCCCUGAUGGACAAAUGCCAAAAGUUUGAGCUGCUCUUCCAGCAGAGCGGGCAGGCAGGGCACUACAUGGGUGCACAAGAGAAGAGGAAUCUGAGUGUGAUGGAGACAGACUACAGCCACUACGCUGUCCUGCACGAGGUCCAGCUCAGCGAGGCAGAGCCCAGCACGGCACUGCAGCUCCUCACAAGGGAGCAGGACGUGAGCAGCCAGCUCCUGCAGAAGUUCAUGGAGCUCAUCCCCACCACGGGCCUGACCGAGGACAUGCUGGCCAUCCUGCCCAAGUCGGAUCAAUGUACUGGGGACAUCAGCUGAAGGACCAUGUGUCCUCCAGACCUAGUGGACGAUGGGCUCUGCACCCCACUCCAUGGUGCUCCUUCCCAUCCUCCAGGCUCUGCCAGACCCCCUGCUCCAUACCAGGAUCACCCUCAAUCUCCUAA